Manduca sexta (tobacco hornworm) is the source of this 1307-nucleotide messenger RNA. RefSeq lists its product as uncharacterized. The record is from RefSeq and is a predicted model, not a curated record. The transcript has 3 exons. The coding region runs from base 93 to 422 and encodes 109 amino acids. Lineage: Eukaryota; Metazoa; Arthropoda; Insecta; Lepidoptera; Sphingidae.
UGACGGUGGUAAGCUUGCACAACCGCGCACAUAUUUACUGGCUGCGCGGGCGCAUCCUGCACAGUCACACAGCACACCAAUCACACGCCAACAUGUAUCACAAAGCUCUCGCCUUGGUCAUCGUCCUUGCCAGCCACAUGUGCUUGGCCACACCCGUGCCUGAUCCGGACCCACUCGGCUACGGUCACAGAACGCACGUGAGAAUCCACGUGCCGUAUGAUGUUCAUACUGUACACCACCACCAUAUCGAAAAGGUGCCUGUGAUCAAACCAGUUCCGAUCAUCAAGGAGAUACCAAUCAUCAAGGAGGUGCCAAUCGUCAAAACUCUGCCAGUGGUACACACCGUGCCGGUACCAGUGUUGAACACUGUACAUGUUGAGAAGCCAGUCUUCGUGCCUUAUGGCGUCGAGCAUUGGCAUUGAUGCAGGUUUUUAGUGGUAAGGAAGGGCAAGGAUCGCGUUAGAGCCAUCUGCAGUAUUGUAUAAAUUGUACUUAGCGAACGACAUGCUGGUGGUAGGGUAUAUAUCCGCUCGGAUAGCGACCACCGUACACAAGAUGUUAAAAUCCGUCAUAGUGGUACGCGUAAGUGUGUCGCGUUUCGGGAUUAGCCUGUGUAUAUCCGGUUCCAACAGGCCGGCAUAAUUGUGUCGAUUGCCGAGGGGAAACCAUCUCUCGUCAGUCGACAUUUUAUUGGACCUCAGUCCACUUACCACCAGAUGCAGUGGGGCCACUUUGUUGUCCAUGCUUAUAAAAAACGAAAUACGAAUAUUCAAGGUACAUUUCGAUGAAAACAUAUUGCAGAUUUAUUAUGUGCUGAUAUAAAGUCUAUUUCAGGCCUUCGUGACUGUUAGUAAAAGAGACAAGAAAGUUCAAGAAACAUUGUCUUGUAGUUCUUCUGCUUUUACUUAUAUUAACGUAGUUUUUAGCCUACGAUCUUUAGCAACUCUAACCUAAAAACGCCACGUAAUCGUGUAGUUAUGUGAGCAAUAAUGGCGCGAAAUCGUUGAACUAUAAAUUUUCGAACAUGAAUAGGCGAAAUUUAUAAUAAUAUAGAGUAUCCUAGUCACUUAAGUAGCGAAACUUAGGCACAGGCCAAAGUUACAUACUAUGGCUUGUAACUUACAACUUGCAUUCUAGUUGGAAUCAAGCUGAAGUUAUAAUGUACGAGUUGUGUGACGCUGAUCCUUGCUCUGUUAUGUAAAUACUAAUUUUGUAUUAAUCACUAAUGUUUUCGAUUUAUAAGAUGUUUUUGUACAUUCAUUUCGAUCUUCUGUGAUAAUACAAUGAAAUAUAUUUUUUACAUUUUA